CUUCUCGCGUUUUUUCUCAGGAGGCGAGAAAAGAGACGAAGCUACGAUGGUAGCAGUUUGUUAGCCCUGUGUACUAAACAAUUUCGCUUUCAGCUGAAUGGAGGAGAACCUUCCCGACUGUUAUUAAGGCAGGGUUUCCAGUGGACCUUCUGCACACACUUCCAAGAUCAUCAUCCUCCAGAGGUUGUGAUUUGAAAAUGUAGCCAAGAGGGAAGUGGGUCAUAUCUGCAACCUCUCCAUUCCUGUCCAGGCAAAAGCAGUGACUUCUGACCUCCAUCCAAACUCUGGAAUAUUUGGCCCCUUACCAGGGCUGCCUAGUGCGUGACUCGGCCGUCCUCAGUCAGUCCGUCCCUGGUUGAAGACCCUGCUGUCCUCAGCCAUGCUGUUCUCCUUAAGGGAACUGGUCCAGUGGCUGGGCUUUGCCACCUUUGAACUCUUCCUCCACCUCCUAGCUCUGCUGGUCUUCAGCAUGCUGGUUGCUCUGCGAGCUGACAUGUUCACCCCCACACUGAGCUGGUGGCUUGUGUUCGUCCCGCUGUUCGCCGCUGAUGGCCUCAGCACCUACUUCACGGCCAUCGUGUCCAUCCGUCUUUACCAGGAGAAUGAGAAGCGUCUGGCGGUGCUACGGCUCCUCUGGGUUCUGACGGUGCUCAGCCUGAAGCUGGUGUGCGAGGUGCUGCUCUGUCAGAAGCUGGCGGAGCAGGAGCAGGCCAGGGACCUGUGGUUCGGCCUCAUCGUCUCGCCGCUGUUCAUCCUGCUGCAGCUGCUGAUGAUUCGAGCGUGCCGCGUCAACUGAGGAAAAGCAGUUAGCGGUUCACAUCAAUGACAACACGGGAACAGAGAGCAAUCUUUUUCUGCCAUUAGAGAUUUAAAGUAUUACAAUGGUGUCUUUUUGCUUUUGGCUCAUCACUAUCUUUUUUUUCUUACAAAAACAAACCCAACACCGUUUUCCAUUCAAAUCUUGUGCUCAAAAACUAACAAAACAUCUUGCUAUCUUAAGUGAAAAGUCGAAGCUGUUGCUAUUGAAAUAACAAAAUCAUAUGCGAAAAAAAACGUUGCCAAAAGUGAAAAAUAAUAAGAAUAUCCGUCCCUUGGUUUUGAAAAAAUCAGGGCAAUAGCUUUUCUGUAAACCUGGUGACAAACAAAGCAUCACACUAACCCUCAGUGAAGAUAAACAAAUGAAUGACUAUUUUGGAUAUGUAAACAGACGUAAAAGUAAAUUCCUAAAGUGAACCUUUACUUGAUUCUGAACACUAAAAGAAAGUCAAAUGUAACUAGACAAUAAAAUAUUGUAUGUCAGCCCUUUUUUCAUCAGGGUAAAAUAUGGCUUUGCAUUUUUUAUACUUAUACGGAUACAAAGGGGUCCUAGUAGUAAAUGUGUAUUUGGGACAUGCUGUGCCUUUUACAAUGUGCAAUCAAUGAUAGACAAUGAGCCAUAAGGAAAACGUAUACCAUAAAUAUGUUUGAAUGCACAUGUGCACACAACACAUGUACAUGUAAUAAACAUCUAAGAACCGAAAGGCUGUACUGCCCCGGGCCCCUUUUUGGGCACCUGUGAUGGGUACCAGAGCUCUAGGAGUUGCUACAGCUGUUUUGCUUUUUCACCCACAAGAAGACAUUGCUUGCAUCAUGUGUCUCACUUUGUUGCCUGUUCAUAGGGAGUCCCACCCCAGAGUUGCCUAGCGUGUCACUUCCAUCAGUGAGAAUGGUCUGAAGGGCAGGAAGCUGCUUCUGAAGCUUGUUGUCCGUCUCAAUGUAGAAGAACUGAAUGUGAUUUCCACAAGAAGUCCACUGUGUGCACACGUCUUCCCUGAUUAUUGCUGUUUAUUUGUACGAUAUGUAAUGUAUUUGAUCUGAGUUCGAUCCUACCGUGUGUAUGUACUGCAUGUAUUUAAGGCCUCAUUUGAAAAGUAAUUCCCUAUGUGAAAUAUUGUGUCAUGUGUAUAUGUUGAUUUUUGAAGGAAAUCCACCAAAUCUUAUUUAUGUACUUAUUAUGGCACCUUUUAUUGUCUUCUGUAUAUACAUGUAAAUAAACCAUCAACAUUUA
Molecule: messenger RNA, 2047 nt
Organism: Eleginops maclovinus (Patagonian blennie)
Lineage: Eukaryota; Metazoa; Chordata; Actinopteri; Perciformes; Eleginopidae
Gene: tmem203
Product: transmembrane protein 203
Exons: 2
Coding region: 380-796 (138 amino acids)
Biological process (GO): intracellular calcium ion homeostasis
Cellular component (GO): endoplasmic reticulum
Source: RefSeq, a predicted model, not a curated record